Quercus lobata is the source of this 1051-nucleotide messenger RNA. RefSeq lists its product as uncharacterized. The record is from RefSeq and is a predicted model, not a curated record. The transcript has 2 exons. Lineage: Eukaryota; Viridiplantae; Streptophyta; Magnoliopsida; Fagales; Fagaceae. The coding region runs from base 89 to 826 and encodes 245 amino acids.
UUGAUCCGCACAAGCAACAUGUAUAUAAGUUGUCCAUUUUAUCAAGGUUAUGCCAUAUUGUUUGUCCGAAAAUUUUUGAACAGAAUCCAUGGAAGAAACCAAUGUGAGUUUGAGACUUCUGAUAGACACAAAAAGCCAAAAAGUGCUUUUUGCUGAAGCGGACAAGAACUUCAUCGACUUCCUCUUUCACAUUCUGGCCUUGCCCGUCGGAACUUUCAUUGCCCUUCUCACAAAGCAAGGAAUGGUGGGCAGCUUGGGGAAUAUUUACGAGAGCAUUGAAAAUUUAAGUACUACUUAUCUUCGACCAAACGUGAACAAAGAGACUCUCCUGAAGCCCAAAGUACAAAUCUCUGGUGGUAGUACUGUUCCAGGAGUACCUCUCCUAUUGCCAAACGUUGAAUCAUCUUCUACAUCAUCCAGGAAUUUGUAUAGGUGCCCUAAUUACUACGGUCACAACUAUGUGGCUGAUGACACUAGCGCAAAGUGUCCUUCGUGCCAGAAUUAUAUGAUUGACAAAGUAAAUUUCGUAGAUCCACCGAGCGUAACGAAUGCGGGCUCUUCCUCCAGUGAGGGAGGGUACGUGAAAGGAGUGAUUGCAUACAUGGUGAUGGAUGAUCUAGUGGUGAAACCCAUGUCCACCAUCUCUAGUAUCACUGUGCUUAACAGGUUUAAUGUCAAGAAUGUAAGUGUUCUUGAGGAGAAAGUUGUCAAUUUGGGCAUCAAUGAGGGAGUGAAACUACUCAAGGCUUCUAUAUGGUCAAAGAGUGUUUUGACUGAUGUUUUCCUACCAAUGUUGAAACAAGAAGUCCAAUGUGAGAGUCAGUGAAAUGUAAGUGCAAGAGUUCUGUGCCAUUGCCAAUAUGUUGUGUGUGUGUGUUUUUAUUUUCGUUACAUAUAUGUUUUAAAUAUACGUCAACUCUGGUGUGGAAAUGUAAAGGGCAAUAUGCUCUCUCUCUCUCUCUCUGCAUGUUUUAUUGGAAGCUUGGUUAAGAAGCAUUAUGUAUCAUAAAAAAUUGAGCCCCAAGUAUAUGUAAGUUUUUGUUAAUUAUCA